Fopius arisanus is the source of this 1065-nucleotide messenger RNA. RefSeq names its product pasiflora 1 (gene pasi1). The record is from RefSeq and is a predicted model, not a curated record. Lineage: Eukaryota; Metazoa; Arthropoda; Insecta; Hymenoptera; Braconidae. The transcript has 5 exons. The coding region runs from base 148 to 657 and encodes 169 amino acids.
AGAAUUUCAUUGCAGUCCGUUGGUACGUCUGAUAGAGGCAAUGAGUAAACCAACCAGCAAGUGGGUGCGGUUACAAGACUAAAAUAAAUUGUUCCAGUGUAUUAACUAAGAUUGUUUUUAAAUAAAAGAGGACCAAUCCCCGCGAAAAUGACGAUUUUGCAAUCCUGUUGGUCACCCAUCAUUUGGACAAACAACAUUAAAUCCGCCAGCAGAGCAAUUGCAUUUUACACAAUAGCUCUCAGUGCAGUAAUGAUCAUAUUUAUAUCGUAUCAAAUGCUCGGAGGUGAUUCUACACAACUUUAUAAUCCCCUUUUUGAAGCAGAUGUUAGAGGAUCGAUGCAGUGGGUGGGUGGAUUCCUGAUAUUCUACUUCCUCUGGAUGAUUAUUUCUUCCCUGUCAAUGGUUUAUGGCAUAAACAUUGGUGUCAGGGGCUGGCUGUUGCCAUGGCUCGUUCUCUGGUUUUUCCUCUUUCUAUUCCAAUUUUGUUUCGGUCUGUGGCUCUUGGGAGGUUAUUACAUUUACCUUGAGGUAGUUGUUCCUACGUUGAUCCUCUGGCUGUGGGGCGCCUACAAUCUCUACUGCUGGUUAUGCGUUCUGUCAGUCUACAAAGUAUUCGAAGAACUGCAGUCUCCGAAUAUCGAGUUACUCUGGCCCUAAAGAGACGUGCCUGAACAUAAAAUAAUUUCAAAUGAAUCUUUAUCCUAGGUUUACUAUUGCAAAUUGCCUGCUAGACGUUUUAUACAUAUAAUAUUUAAACUCCUGUACCGAUUGAAAUAACUGAAGACUGAAAAUGGCCUUGCAGGAGAGCCAUCCAUCCACAGUUGGUUAUUUCGGUGUUCACGUUACAGUUUAAAAGUGCAAAGCUGUUUUAAAUUGACGCUGUAUGUGUAGUUGAUCAAAAAUAUUUUUUAAUUAUUUUUUUAUAUGCAUUAAGUCGAGAGAUCUAAUCGAUAAUUUUAUCGAAUUAUUCCGAAAUAUUGAGGAUAUUUUGCCGUCCAACAUUGUCGGUAGCCAAUGUAAAAUUGAAAUAUCCUGUUGAAAUAAAGUUUUGGAUUUAAAAUUCAA